Kwoniella botswanensis is the source of this 423-nucleotide messenger RNA. RefSeq lists its product as uncharacterized. The coding region runs from base 1 to 423 and encodes 140 amino acids. NCBI's taxonomy places the organism in Eukaryota, Fungi, Basidiomycota, Tremellomycetes, Tremellales, Cryptococcaceae. The record is from RefSeq and is a predicted model, not a curated record. The transcript has 3 exons.
AUGCCUAUCACUCGCGAAUACGUUCACAAGAUAUUCGAGCAUGCCAAGAAUAAUGAGCAAGCUGAGAUGUUCAGAUAUGUCCGUGACGAUGUGAGAUCAAUGGUUGUCAAUCCUGAGAUCAAAUCUUCUUUCGCCUCUGGUGGCUAUACCAAUAAACUUGAUUAUCAAAAAGCUUUAUCCCCAUUCGGAAGCAUGUUCGCCUCCCCGCUUGACAUUAGCAUCAACAGGAUUUUGGUAGAUGGGGAUACAGCUGUGGUAGAAUUAAGGAGUGAAGCUCCUGGUAAGAGGACGGAGGAGCAAUACGUCAAUUAUGUCUGUAUGAUUCUCGAGUUUGACGAUCAAGAGGAACCAAAAGUCAAGAAGUUCCAUGAAUACCUUGAUUCCGCUCAUUUACAAGCUUUCUAUGAGAAGAACAAAGGUUGA